AUGUCUGCAGAGCAGGGCAGCCAGAGCUCCGUUCUCCUGGGGCCACCCUCAGCACCUUCGCGCCUCGAUGACUUACGGUACACACUAUCCCAACCAGUAGCCGCCUCCUUCAUCGGCGGCGGUGUAGCCGGCGCCGUUUCACGAACAGUGGUCUCACCUCUCGAACGCCUCAAGAUUCUGUUCCAGAUACAGAGCCAUGGCAGGGAAGAGUACAAGAUGUCGGUCCCCAAGGCUUUGGCAAAGAUGUGGAGGGAAGAGGGCUGGAGAGGCUUCAUGGCUGGCAAUGGCACCAACUGCAUUCGGAUAGUCCCGUACUCCGCAGUACAGUUCGGUUCCUACAACUUCUACAAACGGUUCUUCGAGGAUUACCCAGGCGCACCCUUGGGCGCUUACCAGCGGCUGUUCUGCGGUGGCUGCGCCGGCAUAACUUCCGUGACAUGCACAUACCCUCUCGAUAUCGUCAGAACACGAUUGUCAAUACAAAGCGCUUCGUUCUCGGGUAUCAGUAAGAAAGCUGGAGAAAAGCUGCCUGGCAUGUGGGCACUGAUGGCAUCGAUGUACAAGAAUGAAGGAGGGUUCUUCGCCCUGUACAGAGGCAUAAUACCCACGGUAGCUGGUGUAGCACCAUACGUUGGUCUGAAUUUCAUGGUCUAUGAGACCAUGCGAAACAAAUUCACGCCAGAAGGCCAGGCGAACCCUGGCACCCUCGGGAAACUUGCUGCUGGCGCGGUCUCCGGUGCUGUAGCGCAAACCUUCACAUAUCCUUUGAGAUUUCAGAUCAAUACGAUGUCCGGCAUGGGAUAUCAGUACAAGUCCAUAUUCGACGCUCUGAGGGUUAUAGUAACCCAAGAAGGCUUCCGAGGUCUGUACAAAGGCGUCGCGCCUAACUUACUGAAAGUGGCGCCUAGCAUGGCCAGCAACUGGCUAAGUUUCGAACUUACUCGGGAUUUCCUCACGAGUCUAAGAACUCCGGAAGUAUGA
This is a messenger RNA of Coniosporium apollinis CBS 100218, 981 nucleotides long. RefSeq lists its product as uncharacterized. The transcript is spliced from 5 exons. Lineage: Eukaryota; Fungi; Ascomycota; Dothideomycetes. Gene Ontology annotation, biological process: transmembrane transport. The record is from RefSeq and is a predicted model, not a curated record. Bases 1 to 981 code for a protein of 326 amino acids.